Molecule: messenger RNA, 659 nt
Organism: Tripterygium wilfordii
Lineage: Eukaryota; Viridiplantae; Streptophyta; Magnoliopsida; Celastrales; Celastraceae
Product: cysteine-rich and transmembrane domain-containing protein WIH2-like
Exons: 3
Coding region: 114-383 (89 amino acids)
Cellular component (GO): plasma membrane
Source: RefSeq, a predicted model, not a curated record
CUUCAGGAAUUUGACAGCUUGAGCCAACUCUCUCUUCGCUUUUUGUGUUCUAAGAAACCAAAGAAAGCUUGAAGAUCUCGUCAUAGACGAGAAGCAGAUCAGAUCGUCGAAGAAUGAGUUACUACAAUCAGCAACAGCCUCCUGUUGGUGUUCCACCACCUCAAGGUUAUCCACCGGAAGGAUAUCCGAAGGACGCGUAUCCUCCACCGGGUUACCCACCACAGGGAUAUCCACCACAGCCUUAUCCUGCUCAGGGUUAUCCUCCUCCGUAUGCUCCGCAGUACGCUCAGCCUCCCCCUCAACAACAGAGCAGCUCUACCGGGUGCUUGGAAGGCUGUUUGGCUGCGCUGUGCUGUUGCUGUCUCCUGGAUGCAUGCUUCUGAGAAGGGCUUGGGAAGGACGUGUCGACCUUGGUGGCAUUGAAUUUGAAUCCUUUAUUGGAUUAUCAAAAUGAUAUGAUUACUGUUGCAUUGAUAUUUCCUGUGUAGUUUUCAUUCUCAACAUCUGCACAAAUAAUUUUAGACCUCUGUUUGGAAGUGACCUCUAGUAAAUACUUCAUACAAUGCUUGUGUGUUGGAUUUGAAUUUCCUGGCCAUGAUUCUUGAGUACAAGAGUACACUUUUGGGAACUUUUAUAAAUUGUGAUUCCGCUCUUUUUUU